ACCAUGCCCCUCCUUCACUUCGUUUCUUUCCUCAUACAUCUCCCAUCUUCAUCAUAAACCACAGUGUCAUCUCUCAUUCCCAUCCGUCGGACAACCUUGACUAAAUGGUAGAUGCCAGGAGAAGAAUCUCUGCCCGACUCCAGCCAGUGGCCGCGGCACUUGCUUCUGCACCUGGUUCUAUCUCCAGCUCCAGUUCAGCAUCGCCCUCGCGCCCGUCUCGGGUCACAGCCACAGCCACAGCCACAAAGGAAACCGCAAAAGCGCGAGCGAACGUACCUAAAGCAUUGCAAAAUACCGAGUUGUCAAGUUCUUCAGUAACAGCAGACGAGACAUCAUCGUUAGCAGAGCAGUCCGAGGAGGCAUUGGAUGCGGAUACAACGAGCGACGGAUUCAAGAGGAAGACAAAACGCAGUGCGACAGACAAUCUGGUAAAAAAAAACACUUCGCCUUCAAAGCGCCAGAAGCCAGAUGACGAUGUGCACAAUAUAUCAGAACAGUUAGAGGACGCUAUGACAGAUUCACUCUUGGAGUCUGUACUUCCUACUCCUUCUCAGCCGACGCCAGAAACACAGGAGACGACAGAGGAACAAGGACUCAUGCAGGAGCAGUUCUUAGGACAUCGCGCUACCAAUCCGCUAGAAUUACACGAGAUUCGCACCAACGUCGCCCGGUUUCUGUCGCGUAGCGAUAUUCGAAACUGUCUUUUGGUCUGUGAAUCUUGGUGGGAGUCCUUUCAGCCGUAUCUCUGGAUCGACCUUCGGCCAGUCUACCGCAAUGUUUUGGGCGGCACAAAUGAUUAUCCAUCUUGCAAGCUGAUGCGCAAGUACGGACAUCUCAUCAGGACGUUCGAAUACAACGGCCAUGGGACGGUGUUGCUGUCGAUGAUUUCAUGCGAGAACAUGUAUGACAUGUAUUACAAAAACGAGGAUAUCGAAUGGCACAAGACUGAAGAGGAGGAGGCAGAAGAGGAGAGCUGGAUGUAUGCAGAUGAUGACAUGGAUCCAGAGCUGUCCUUGAACCAAAGCGAGUCGCUGAGUGACUUUGAAGGGCGGAUUGAGAGGAAUAGUCUUGAGCGCAGGGAAAGGAUGGCUCGAAUGAAGGACGUCAAGGCGGCAAACAAGCGUCAGAACGAGGUCAGCCGAUUUCUCAAUGACGAUACAGAUUAUCGCAAGCGCGUCUGCAACAACAUCGAGCGGCUGAUUUUCACGGACAAGAGGUUUUCGAGAGAACGAGGAUGCCAUUACAGGAACUGGAUAAAGCUCAUGCAGCUCAACCAAGCACACCUCCGCAGUCUGGAAUUGACCUUUGCAAUCCGAUCGUUCGAUGCCUACCGGGAGAUUUUCACACAAAUCGUGUCGCUGGAGAACCUGACGGAACUCACCCUGGUCGACAACGACAUUGAUAAUAACAAAGUCAAACCCUUCCUGGAGACGAUCUGCAUACGACUGACCAAGCUGGAGCUCUCAAACGUUCGGAUCGACUACGGGAUCCUUCCAGGCCAGAUUAGUCAGAAUGCACAGGGGGUCCCGGAACAUCAGAUUCUACGGAUGGAAAAGAUGAGGACUUUGACAUUUUUCAGGGUUAAUGCCAGGAAUGACGCGUUCGCACUGGAGUUCCUCAAGCAAUGUCCCAACCUAACCGACUUGGCGUUUCGUCCGCAGUGGGGGAUGUCCAUGAAGGAGUUCUCUGGGCUCUUGAGCGAAAAGCUAUCAGGCGUGACACACCUCACAUUUCGCGCUCCCGGAUCGUCGGAUAUGGACAUGUCCCUGAUUAUCAAGUCAUUGCCGAUGCUGCAAAAGCUGAAUGUCUCGGGAACGACAUUUGGGCUGAUGGCGACCAACAUGUUAUCAACUCGGCACACUUUCACGCUCUCAUAUCUAGAUCUUCGAGUCUGCUCACAGGUGACAGGCUCAAUGAUUCAACGAAUUUUGGGCGAAAGUCGGAACUUAAAGGUCUUUUUUGCGGAUGUUAUUCGAGCCAAGGACAUUGUCACCAACUCGGUAUAUCCUACAUGGGCCUGCAUUGGAUUAAGAGAGCUGACACUGGAUAUCCGAGGAGAUCCCAACGAUACUGAGAUUGUGCGGAAGGUCUACAAGCAGCUUGCCCAGCUUACGUGCCUGGAGCAUCUAGACAUCAGUCAGUCCUCCCACGCAGGCGCGGCCCACUCUUUCCCACCCGAGGAAAAGUCAAAUUGUCUGACGCUGAAGUUAGGGUCGGGACUACGGGAACUGCGGACGUUGGUGCAUAUGAAUCGGCUUGUCUAUCGUGGGAUCGCGCGCAGCGAAGUAGGUCUGGCGGAACUGCAGUGGAUGGCGAAGGCAUGGCCACAGCUAGGUCAGAUUGGUGGCAAGUUGAAGUCAAGAAAGCUGAGUUAUUAUAACCCUAAUGUCCACCCGAAAGAGGAGCGCGAACCAACACCUGCGUGCGAAUGUGAGCACGACAACAACAGUGGCAACGGCAGCGAUGAUAUUGGAACCAACAGCGCGAUUUACGAUAGCGCCAGUGCAGCAUGCGGGCGUAUGAGUCGUCGAAGCGGGAUAUUGUACCUCACCGGCGAAACCAACAUCGCCCCUGCCGUAUCUAAUCCCGGAGGAGGCACAUCAAACACUGUGAACGUUGCCUCGUCCUCCUUGUUUACAUCCGAUGCCUCGUCAUCUCAUUCUAUGCCCUCCGUGUCCAGAACCACCGUAGCCAACAACAGUAACAGCGAAAACAGCAGCAACGGACGCUCUUUUAUAACGGAUGCUAAUCCCAAGCGCAAGCCGCCUUUCAAUAAGGUCAAGCACGAUGCACCACCGAAUCUCUUAGCACAGGAGCUCCGACGUUUGAAUCUUCACCAUCGAAUCAAGGUGAUCUGGCACUACGAGGACAGAGUUCCGGCGAGUCAGCGAAAGCGGCAGAGGCUGUUGCAAGGAGAGUCGUCUGAUGAUGAUAUGGAACGCCUUCGCCCGGGGCAAUUGGACCCAAGGUAUCGAGGCAACUUCCGGGACUUUAUCUGAGGGCUCGACUAAGUUUUACUUUGGCUCCAUUUGGUUUUAAUCUGAAUACAUCCCGCUCUUAAUCUUUCUCCUGUAACGCGGGGACAUUUAUAUACCGGUCUGCUGCUGUGCUUUCCCCUAAGAGCGUGGUUACAUUACGAGGGAAGCAUUCCACAAUAUAUCCGUCAGUUCAAUGAACGUGUCGAGCGAAGCGUCUACUUUCGCAAGAGC
This is a messenger RNA of Gamsiella multidivaricata, 3209 nucleotides long. RefSeq lists its product as uncharacterized. The transcript has a single exon. The record is from RefSeq and is a predicted model, not a curated record. Lineage: Eukaryota; Fungi; Mortierellomycota; Mortierellomycetes; Mortierellales; Mortierellaceae. Bases 105 to 2999 code for a protein of 964 amino acids.